CCUUUAGCGUAGAAAUUUUUGCCGCAGCGGGAGACAGGAUGAGCUACCCUAUGCAGCGUAAGAGUGAACGCUAUAUCUGGCAUAACUCUAUCUCGCUCUCCUCUCCUCGGCGCAAACUACCGCACGCGCACGCGCCUUCCGUCCGAGCGCCGGCGUUUUGCUCCCUCGCCCGCGGCUGGUCGGCGGCACGCGAGGCAGGGACGUGCUCCGAGCGCACGAGGCAGGGACGUGCUCCGUCGCCCGGGCAACGAGCAGGCGCAGGCGAGGCAGGCAUAGGCUCGGGCGACGCAUCUAGGCGAGACUGAAGCGGGGGAGCCGGGAAGCACGCCGGACGAGGCGGAGGCGGGCGCAGCGAGCCUGGAUCCGGAGGCGGAGGCGGGCGCGGCGAGUGGAUCCGGAGGCGGAGGCGGGCGCGGCGAGCCUGGAUCCGGAGGCGCGGCAAGCCUGGAUCCGGAGGCGGAGGCGGUACCGGACCCCGACGCGGCAACCUGGAGCAAGCAAAGUCGUCCCCCAGAUCCGGAGGCUUGGAGGUUGGGGGAGGAGAGGAAGAAGUCGGAUCUGCUCAGGGAAGCGCAAAGGGGAACCGCAAGCGACGACGUUCGAAGGAGGUAGAGGCAUCAUCGGAGGAGAGUUCCACCGCGCGGUCUGCUCGUCCAUUUCGUCGAUUUAGGUAAUUUAUGAAUCCAGUAGAUCUUGUUUUGAAUGAGAUUCAUUGUUUGUGAACUUGUUUUGAAUGAGAUUCAAAUAUAUAUGUAUGUGUGUGAACUCUGAAAUACUUAUUUAUAGGCUAACAAUGUGUCUAACGAUUUCUUGAUAUAUACACCUGUCCAGAGGCGGAUCUACAGUGUGGGCAAUGUGGGCCAUGGCCCCACAUCAAUUUUUGUAAUAUUCAUAAUACCAUAUAGGAUUAGAUUAGAGGGAGCAGGAGUCUCAGGUCCAUUUCGUUCCAGCGUCCAUCCGGUCACGGCCCAUGCCCCAUUGGCCCAUUCGUUGUUCACCCAGGAGGCCAGAAUCUCAGCUCUUUCGUCACGUCUUGUGUUGGCCGCCUGCCGCCGCCGGCCGCCUGCAUCCCACCGCGGCAUCGCCGAUCGCGUCAUCGCGACAUCGCCCCACACCACAGGACACCACAUAGUACUUUCAUAUUUUAUUUGCAUAUUGUAGUUUCAUAUUUUAUUUUCAUGUUGUGUUGCCUAGCUAACUAAUUAUUUUUGUAAGAUAGAUAUGUGAAUAAUCAAGGCCAUGUGAUGGAACGGUUUCUUGCCCUCAAGCAUGUCAAGGAUACUACAUCAGAUGCCUUGAAGGAAGCUAUUUUUGGCCUUCUUGAUCACCAUGGAUUAUCUAUAUCCAAGAUAAGGGGGCAAGGAUAUGAUGGAGCAUCGAAUAUGCGAGCAAGUGUUGAGAGAAUAUUUUCGGCAAUGAACAUCAUUAAGAGAGAAUUGCGUAACAAAAUUGAAGAUGAUUGGAUGAAUGAUUUGAUGGUUUGCUAUACGGAGAAAGAGAUAUUCAAAUCCCUUGAUGAUGAGAUUAUUACUAGAAGAUUCCAGCGUCUUAAAACUAGAAGAAUGCAAUUGCCUCGAGUCACAACUACAAGAUUGACAACUUAGUGAUUGGAUUUUUGUUGGUGAUUUUGGUGUCGCACUGCAAAUUAAGAGAGAAAUUUCGGAUGGAUGGCACACACAACAGCAGGGGUGAUAGCUCACAGCCGCAAGGUCAAGCUGGUUGGAACCCAUACCAGCCCCCUCCUCCACCUGCCUGGAACCCAUACAUGUUUCCAAUGCAACCUCAGCCUGGUGGCUGGUAUCCACAGCCAAUCCAUCACCCCCACAUAAUGUUAGCAUCUUUCCUCCUCCUUCUGGACCUAACAUAGUAUCAGUUGACCACACUCAAGCGAAUGUGGUUCUGGGGGCUGAUGAGGUAGAUGUACUUCAUCCAGAGGAUUCAGUACCUUCAAUCCUGAAACGAGGAAGGACUAAGUUAGGGAACUUCAGCCCACAAGAAGAUGUAAACCUGGUGAAAGCAUGGUUGGAAGUUAGCUGUGAUCCUGUCAUAGGUAACGGCCAAAAAGGAGACAUGUUCUGGAAGAGGGUGGUGGAACGAUAUAAUUUUCGGAGGGGGGCAAACUCAGAAAGAAGCCUCAGGUCUCUGCAGAGCCGCUGGACCAAUAAUAUCAAGCCUGAGGUUGGAAAAUUUGCAGGCUACUAUGCAGAAGCCCUGCGACAAAAUCCCAGUGGAAUGUCAGAUGCUGACAAAACAUCACUUGCAGCUACCAACUUUGCGGAGGUUGAAGGGCAUGCGUUUGGAUUCAUGCACUGUUGGGGCCGUAUGAAGGACGAGCCCAAAUGGGGUAACCCAACACAACUUGGGACUGAAGCUCAUCUAGAAGGCGACGGCUUGGAAGAGGACUCCAACAGGGUGCACGGUGAUGCAGACAAGUCAGCUGGAAAAAGGCCGGUUGGUAGGGACAGAGCUAAAGCAGCGAACAAGAAAUCUAAAUCGGUGUCAGGUGAUACAUCUUCUUCAGAGUACGCUAGUAGGAUGCAGGACCUGUCCAUUCAAAAAAUAAAUAUCAUGCAAGAAGAAAGCGUGCGCAAAGGCGAGCGAUUCCAGCAGCUUGCUACAAUUGAUGAGAAAAGGUACCAGGAAAUGUGUAGUCACAACCAAUCGGUAUUAGAUAUUGAGCAAGAGAAAGUUAGAAUCAUGCGUGAGAAGCAUGACAGGGAGGAGAAGAAGGAGGAUGAGAGGAUUCUGAGUAUUAAUUUGGACUCCUGCACACCUUCCCUGAGAAUGUAUUAUGAAGCUUUGCAGGAGGACAUAAUGGCGAAGCUUGCUGCUAGACGCCAAGGGAGGCAUGCCCCAUAAGGCUCUCAUGUGUUGCUGUUAGAAUAAUUUUCCCAUAUGCUAUUAUGUAGUAAUUGUUAGAACAAUUGCAUUAUUCAAUCCUGUUGUACUGGUGAGGACAAUUUUCCACAAUUCAGUCAUGUUGUAACUGUGUGUAUUAAUUUGUGAGGACAAUUUCCAUUUUUUAUGAUUGCAGAAUAAUAUGCUCACAUUAUUAU
This is a messenger RNA of Zea mays, 3056 nucleotides long. RefSeq lists its product as uncharacterized. The record is from RefSeq and is a predicted model, not a curated record. The transcript is spliced from 5 exons. The coding region runs from base 2071 to 2859 and encodes 262 amino acids. NCBI's taxonomy places the organism in Eukaryota, Viridiplantae, Streptophyta, Magnoliopsida, Poales, Poaceae.